CCAUUUCUUUCAUUCUUUCAACAAAAACAAGGCAACAUGGCAUCAUCUUUAAGGUUCCUCAAAAUGUGUCUGUCUUUUAUGAUGUUCUUCCUCUUCAUUUCACAUUCAUACUCAUCUCCAGCUUAUCCCACAAACAAUGACAUUCUCCUUUCUUCAACUGCAUCCUACCCAAAAUUACAAGCAGAAAAUCUCAUAAGAGGGCUUAAUCUUUUUCCAAAAGAUUCCAUAAACACACCAGAGAAUGAUCCUCAUUUUCUUCAUGGAAAUAUUAUGGAGAAGAAGUUCACUUUCCCUGGUUUUGUUGACUCUGGUGCUUCUGUUGAAGAACUUGGUCAUCAUGCAGGCUAUUAUCGUCUUCCUCAUUCCAAAGCUGCAAGGAUGUUCUAUUUUUUCUUUGAAUCUCGAAACACUAAGGAUGACCCUGUUGUUAUAUGGUUAACUGGAGGGCCAGGAUGCAGCAGUGAAAUUGCUAUGUUCUAUGAAAAUGGUCCUUUUAAAUUUUCCAAGGAUAAGAACUUGUCCCUUGUUUGGAAUGAAUAUGGAUGGGACAUGGCAUCAAAUAUUAUAUUUGUAGACCAACCCACUGGAACAGGUUUCAGCUAUACCACUGAUGAUAGUGACGUUCGACAUGAUGAAGACGGUGUUAGCAAUGAUCUAUAUGAUUUCUUGCAGGCAUUUUUCAAGGAACACCCUCAGUUCACAAAGAAUGAUUUUUAUAUUACCGGAGAGUCAUACGCUGGACAUUACAUUCCAGCUUUUGCAUCUAGAGUUCACCAAGGAAACAAAGCAAAAGAAGGAAUUCACAUAAAUCUAAAGGGUUUUGCUAUUGGUAACGGAUUAACCAAUCCGGAAAUUCAGUACAAGGCAUAUCCAGAUUUUGCAUUAGACAAUGGACUAAUUAAUAAGAAUGAACAUGCCAACAUCAACAAGUUGUUCCCACGAUGCCAAAAGGCUAUAGAAUCUUGUGGCACUAAAGGUGGAGACGCAUGCAUGACUUCAAGAAGCAUUUGCAGUGAAAUAUUUGAUCAGAUAAUGGACAUAGCCGGCAACAUUAAUUACUAUGACAUUAGAAAGCAAUGUGAGGGAAGUCUUUGUUAUGACUUCUCAAAUGCGGAAACAUUCUUGAACAUGAAGUCAGUAAGGGAAGCUUUAGGUGUUGGGGACUUGGAAUUUGUUUCUUGCAGUAGCACAGUAUACAGUGCCAUGUUGCAGGAUUGGAUGAAAAAUCUUGAAGUUGGUAUUCCUGCUCUUCUGGAGGAUGGAAUCAAGGUGCUUGUGUAUGCUGGAGAAGAAGAUCUCAUAUGCAAUUGGCUUGGGAAUUCAAGGUGGGUCGAUGCCAUGACGUGGUCAGGUCAAAAAGAAUUUAAGGUGUCUCCUACGACCCCAUAUUUGGUUGAUAGUGAAGAAGCAGGAGAUCUGAAAAGCCACGGACCUCUUGCUUUCCUCAAGGUGAAAGAGGCUGGUCACAUGGUUCCUAUGGAUCAACCAAAAGCUGCACUUCAGAUGUUAAAAGAUUGGAUGCAAGGGAAACUGAUAAGGACAAAGGGAGGAGAUAAUGUCUCGUCUAUAUAAUGCACUCAUCUUAAAACAAAAAUCACAUUCUUAUCUUAUUGUAUACACAUUAAUGGCAUUUCCUUGUGAACAUUGGAAGGAUGAAUAAAAUACAUUUCUUUUUCCCCAAGUCACUCAA
Molecule: messenger RNA, 1690 nt
Organism: Medicago truncatula (barrel medic)
Lineage: Eukaryota; Viridiplantae; Streptophyta; Magnoliopsida; Fabales; Fabaceae
Source: RefSeq, a predicted model, not a curated record